This is a messenger RNA of Trypanosoma conorhini, 744 nucleotides long. Its product is annotated as COP-coated vesicle membrane protein erv25 precursor. The transcript has a single exon. Gene Ontology annotation, cellular component: endoplasmic reticulum; COPII-coated ER to Golgi transport vesicle; Golgi apparatus. The record is from RefSeq and is a predicted model, not a curated record. NCBI's taxonomy places the organism in Eukaryota, Euglenozoa, Kinetoplastea, Trypanosomatida, Trypanosomatidae. The coding region runs from base 1 to 744 and encodes 247 amino acids. Gene Ontology annotation, biological process: endoplasmic reticulum to Golgi vesicle-mediated transport; intracellular protein transport; Golgi organization.
AUGUGCCGUGCUCCCUUUUAUCUCACAUUGCUUUUGCCCUUGUUGUUGCUUCACAUCGUGGCCCCGGCGAGUGCUUCAGUUCGCUUUGUGCUGAAGGACACGCGCCCCGUCUGCUUCGUAGAGGAGGUGGACGAGAGCACACGGGUGGUUUCCGGUGAGUACACGCGUGCUGCAGGGGCUGCGGUCAAUGUUCCCGCCCGCAUCCUCGUGUCGGACCCCAACGGGGAGGAGGUGUCAAGCAACGGGCUAAUGGUGGGGACGCACGCCUUCACGGCACCGGUGAGCGACGACACCGCCGGCCAGUACACACUGUGCGUGCAGGUGACGGAGAAGGGGUGGGAGGUAACCUCGGAGGCGGGCGGUAUUCUUGUGGAAUUCGACACGGACCAGAGGUCCAGCAUCAUGCCGGAGACGGAGAUGCCAAUUCUCAGGCGCCAGAAGGUGGAGGGCCUGGAAGUCUUCACCUUCCGUGACUUCGGCGGCGAGCAGAAGGACAUCCUGCGACCAGCAGAGUACAUUCAGCGCGUCGAAAACGCCCUAGAUAGCCUGGUUACGCUUGUUUCCGACACGCAAGACGAGAUCGAGCAUCUUAUAGGCCGCUUCAGGCGCAUGCGACGCACCUCCGAGAGCACCUACACGCGGAUAUGGGCCUUCGGCAUCAUCACUGCCCUGGUCAUGGUGGUGGUCACGUGGCUGCAGUUUGUCUUCCUAAAGUCCACCCUGCGGCAGAAGAAGUUGGUGUAG